Lotus japonicus is the source of this 703-nucleotide messenger RNA. RefSeq lists its product as uncharacterized. The transcript has 4 exons. NCBI's taxonomy places the organism in Eukaryota, Viridiplantae, Streptophyta, Magnoliopsida, Fabales, Fabaceae. Bases 167 to 703 code for a protein of 178 amino acids. The record is from RefSeq and is a predicted model, not a curated record.
UCUUCAUCCUUCCCAAAGCAGAACAUUCCAGAGAAAGAGAAGUGUGAGAGACUGAGUGGCGGAGACGACGAGAGUGAUCGACGGUGGAACGGCGGUGGAACGCGACGACGAGGACCGACGGUGGAACGCGACGACGUGAGAGAAGAAGGCGCCAGCGACCUACGAGAUGAGUCAAACAAGUGCUUAUGGCCCUUACACACCUGGUUUCAAUACUGUGAUAAAGUUAAACCUGGAUGACGUGGAAGUUCCAGUAGAGUUUAUUGCACAAUACAAAUCUAUGCUGGGAAAUCAUGUUGUGGUUAGGGAUCCUGUAGGGGGGGAGUUCACCUUUCAGUUGGUUGUGGGUAAUAAUGGAGGUUUGCUCAUUGAUGCUGUGGUCAAGUUUGUAAAAAUGUAUGAUUUGAAAAGAAAUCAUUGGGCAGAUUUCUCCUAUUGUGGAAAGAACAAGUUUUCUAUCAGGAUAUUUGAUAGACUGAUGAAUCAAAUAAGCUAUGGUGCUGGCCCUUCUGUAAGGCAACCUGAUGUUGGGAGUUCAGGUAAGAAUGGUGAAGAGGUGGUUGUGUCUGAUGUUGGUGAUAAGGAUGAAGUUGGUGGGGAAGUUCCAGUGGAUGAUGUCGGUGGUAAGGUUGAAGUUGGUGGGGAAGUUUCAGUUUCAGUGGCUGAUGUUGGUGAUAAGGAUGAAGAUGUUUAUGGAUGUGGAUAA